AUGGCUCUGGUAUUCAGUGAUGACGAAGACGCCGAAAGAUUCUCGGAAAUAAUCAGAAGCGCAAAAUGCGUGGUAAUUCUUCUUUUGUCGUUUUGUUCAUCUGACGGUAUAAUCUUUCACAGGAAGAAAACGAGAAGAGCAAAGAGAACAAAGGAACUUUCGAAGAUGAAGCGAGGUUCGACUUUGAAUAUUUGUUUCUAGAUUCAAUUUGUGGUUUUUGAGAUUACUUUUGCAAGACGUUAAUAAGCCACGAUUGGACGUUAUUGUUCGUCCCUUAAUGGUUUGGUUUUCGAAAACUCUAUAAACAAUAAGGAUUCAGCGUUCGCGUGAUUGUGCGGAUCCUUACGAAGAAGGAUUCUUUGAACACAAUGUUGAGUUCAGGGUAUUUUUUAAGCGAUAAAUUUCAGUAAGCAUAAAUUAUUUUCAGAAAGAGAGUUUGGGAACUGGUUUUGGUUAUUUUGGUGACAAGGGAGAGAUAGAUGCAAAGGGGAAAGAAAAGGGGACAAAAUCGAAACGCGAAGAGUUGAUUAUCGAACGUGAAAAGAGACUAAAAAACAUUGCGAAGUAGGAUUUUUUUCCAAAGAUUUAUGCAUUCUUUUGAAGUUCCAGAACAACCCCUUCGACGAAACAAAAGUUUCCGGAAAUCCUCGUCGACACUCCGAUUUCGGAGCCUCCUUCAAAAAAGAAAAAUAUUUCUGAUACGCCGAAAUCGACGAGGAAAAAGAAAAAGAAGAUCGAAUCUUCUUCAGACGAGGACAGUGAUGUGUGGGUUUAAUAGAUUUUCUUAUUUUGAAUUUUAUAUUUUAGAAAUAAUCGAAAAAAAAACCUUUAUCGGUAAUGAACGGGCGAUCAAAAAUGAACCUUCUAACUCGGAUUUUAGAGAAAAUUGUCGCGCAUCGCAUACUUAGGAACUUGAAAAAUGUGAAAUUAUCUAUCAAGUUCUAUAAAAGAAAAACAAAAGGUGCAACCUGAGUUGAACGAAACGAAAAAAAAUUUUAUCUCAAGAAAAAAAUUGGUCGAUUGACAAAGUUCUAUCAUUUUUAGUGGUUUUUUUUUUUGAAAUGAAUGAGAGGCGAUUUUUUUGUUCUGGAACAAUCAGCUUUCAUAAGCUUUUAAGCUUUUUUUUUUCUAUUUUCUCUUCCAACUAAUAGAUUUUGCUGUUGAAUUGUCGAAAAUAGGUUUUACGGAGAAAAAUGCAGAAGUUAAUGACUUUGAAGCACGAAAACUUGAAUUGUUUUCUUACACGGAGUUAUUUAAUCGUGAAGGCUGAAGUUGUUAUAUAAAUGUAUGAAGUAUGAUAUUUUUUUGAAACUUAUUCACGCCUCUGCGUAUGAGUUUUGAUUUUAGAGAAACGUCUUCUAUGAAGCGAAAGAUUUCAAAAACUUUCGAUGACACUCCGGCGCAUUCGUCGAAAAAGAGCAAUAUUUCUGAUACUCCGAAAUCAAAUGGGAGAAAGAAAAAGAAGAUUGAAGAGUCGUCCAGCGACGACAGUGAAGUGUUCGUUCAACAUUUUUGGCGCUCACAAACUGAAAAAAAUUAAAUUUCGUUUAGGAGAAAAUUCAGAAAUUUUUGAAUAAUUUUUUUAAGGACGUAAAAGCGAAUCUUUUAUACAAAUUGUUGUUAUCUAAAUAUCAGAAGUUUCUAUAUGAAAGUGUAACUUGCAAAAAGAAAGUAUUUGGAACUUUAUCUGCGUACCCUGUGUAAAUGUACAUAUGUAAUUCGCUUCAGAUUUAAAAAAACCGCCGUAUUUUUUUUUUCAUAUUUUAUUCUAUAGUACAUAAAUUUCGGUUUUAGAACAACACCUCCUCCAAGAAGAAGGCUUCCAAGGACCUUUGUCAAGACUCCAAUUUCGGCACCUUCUUCGAAAAAGGAAAAUAUUUCUGAUGCACCGAAAUCGAAUGGGAAAAAGAAAAAGAAGAUUGAAGAUGAGUCCGACGAUGAUGACAGUGAUGAGUGCGUCCAGUAGUUUUUUUUUUCUUUCGAAUUUUUAAAUCAAGAAAUGAAAAUGCUUGAUAGUAACCCGGGGAAGUUUUUAUUUUAAGGAAAAAAUGGGACAGGAUGUGAGAACAUCAAAAACUGCUAAAAACUUUUUUUUGAAUUAAAUUCACGAAUCUCGGUUUUAGAACGACUUCUUCAUCAAGAAGGAGGCGUACAAGAACCUCCGUCGAAACUCCAACAUUCGUGGCGCCUCCGCCGAAGAUAAAAAAUAUCUCUGAUACAUCGAAGUCGAAGAUGAGGAAGAAAAGAAAGGUCGAGUCUUCGUCAGACGAGGACACUGAUCAGUAUGUUUUAAAAGUCCCGGGUGUCACUAUUACUUUCCUCUCUCUACGCCUUUUUCUGUGUUUUUUUACAACUGUCCAUCCAGAAAAUAGGCAUUUUCUCUGAAAUCGCUUCCAAUCAACUUUUUGUUUCAAUAAAUAAAUGAGGCUUUUGAAAAAAGGACAUGAGAGCAUAAACUUUUUGAAAUUGGAAGGCUGGAAUCUUUGUGUGAAAGAAGGGAUAGAAAAUUUUUAUGAAAAAUUCUUCACGCUUUCUGUGAUUACCAUGCUCAUAUGCAUUGCAUAUGGGCUCUUCAAGGCUGGAAAAAAAUUUUUUUUUCACUUAGUUCUAAUAUUUUUCAAAUCAGAUCUACGCCGAUCACCAAGCGAAAGGACGUCGACACGCCUCUGACCGGAAAGAAGAAAAAAUCGGACACUCCGAAAUCGACGAGGCGAAAGAAAAGAAAGUUAGGAGAUUCGACGGAAGAUGACUCCGAUGUGUUGGUUUUCCCAAAUUAUGAAAAAAAUUGAUCAAAUAAAAAAAAUGUAUGAGAUUCUUUCAGUUUUCCGAACGUUAUCUCUCGUUUGUUUGUUUUGAAAAUGUUUCUGCUGCUUUGAAAGGUUUCCCUGACCUUUGCCUAGGGCUGUGAUUGUUCCUUUCUCUUCUGCCGAAGUUUUUCUCUCCACAACACUUUCCGCACAAAAACUAAUCCCUUAAGAAAGAUUUUUAGGGAAAUUAAAAAUUUCAUUGAACAUUUUUUUAAAUAAAAUUUUGUCAAAAAAGUUUCUGUCCAUAAAAAAAAAAGCUUAUUAACUUUUUCUUUCAGCGAAAACGACUUCGUAGCCGAAUUUUCUGCUGGUGAAACGCCAAAAUCGGAUCGGAAACUGCGAAAACGUCGAAAUCUUCGGCAGCUUCAAGAAUCCUUUGAUGAGGAAUUAGAGUGAGUUUGUGGAAGUUUGAUUUUUAAGCAAGGAAAAAGUUAUUUGAAGAUUGAGCCUUGCAAAGUUCCAGAAAUGA
This is a messenger RNA of Caenorhabditis auriculariae, 3276 nucleotides long. NCBI's taxonomy places the organism in Eukaryota, Metazoa, Nematoda, Chromadorea, Rhabditida, Rhabditidae. The record is from the annotation of a GenBank genome assembly.